Dama dama (fallow deer) is the source of this 2454-nucleotide messenger RNA. RefSeq names its product craniofacial development protein 2-like. Gene Ontology annotation, molecular function: catalytic activity. NCBI's taxonomy places the organism in Eukaryota, Metazoa, Chordata, Mammalia, Artiodactyla, Cervidae. The transcript has 10 exons. Bases 139 to 2040 code for a protein of 633 amino acids. The record is from RefSeq and is a predicted model, not a curated record.
GUUUCUCCGUGUGCGCACGCGCCGCUGGAGCCGCCGCCAUCCCCGUCGCGUCCGCGCACUCCGCGUUUUCGCCGUCUCCCUAGAGCUUUGCCGUUGGAGGCGGUUGCUGCGGCACCGUAGGCCCCGCGCGGCAGCGAUAUGGAGGAGUUUAAGUCCGAGGAUUUCCCCGUCUCGAAGGAGGACGAGGAUUACGCGCUGUCGGGUGGAGAGUGUCAUGAAGAUGCUGUAAAUGAAUUAGUGAAAGAAGGUGAAAUAGGUGCUGAAGAGGAAACACAGAAAACCAAAGGGACAAAAAGAAAGGCUGAGAGCAUUCUGGCCAGGAAGAGAAAACACAGUGGCCUGUCACUACAACACGAGGACGAGGAGGAUGCCAACAGGGAAUCUGGAGGAAGUAGUAGUGAGAAGGAAGAUGCAGCUGCAGAGCAGGAAAAAGGCGUUGAGUCAGAGGAUGCCAGGGAAAAGGAGGAGGAGGAAAUGUUGGCCAGCUCCGUCAGUGAUGUAGAACCAAAAUCAGAAGUGCCUCCGAGUACACAAGUUAAAACAGGAGAGGAGAAUAAAGAGAUGAGUUCAAGUAAAGUGGUCAAAGCAGAAGAACAAGAGAAACCUAAAGAACCAGAAGAAGUUAAAGUCACCAAGGUGUUUGAUAUUGCUGGUGAAAAAGUCAGGUUUCUCAGGAGACAGGGAAGGCCUGGUAUGUCCCCGGAACAUGAGCCCCCCAGAUCAGAAGGUGGCCAGCAUGCCACUGGGGAAGAGCAGAGGUCAGUUACUAAUACUUCUAAGAAUGAAUCGACUAAGCGAAAGUGGAAACGACGUUCAAAUGUGGUCGUGACUGGUGAAGAAAGUAAACUCCGAUGCUGUAAAGAAGAAUAUUGCAUAGGAACCUGGAAUGUUAGAUCUAUGAAUCCAGGUAAAUUGGAUGUGGUGAAGCAGGAGAUGGAAAGAAUAAACAUCGACAUCUUAGGAAUUAGUGAACUAAAAUGGACGGGAAUGGGCGAAUUGAAUUCAGAUGACCAUUAUAUCUAUUACUGUGGGCAACAGUCUCUUAGAAGAAAUGGAGUAGCUAUCAUAGUUAACAAAAGAGUCCGAAAUGCAGUAAUUGGGUGCAAUCUGAAAAAUGACAGGAUGAUUUCAGUUCGUUUCCAAGGCAAGCCAUUCAACCUCACAGUAAUCCAAGUCUAUGCCCCAACUCCCUAUGCUCCAGAACCUGAAGUUUACCGGUUCUAUGAAGACCUACAACACCUUCUGGAAAUAACACCAAAAAUAGAUGUCCUUUUCAUCAUAGGGGAUUGGAAUGCAAAAGUGGGAAGUCAGGAGAUACCCAGAAUAACAGGAAAAUUUGGCCUCGGGGUACAGAAUGAAGCAGGGCGAAGGCUAAUAGAGUUUUGUUACCAGAACAGGCUGGUCAUAGCAAACACCCUUUUCCAACAACACAAGAGACGACUCUACACAUGGACAUCGCCAGAUGGUCGAUACCGAGAUCAGAUUGAUUAUAUUAUUUGUCGCCAAAGAUGGAGAAGCUCUGUACAGUCAGCAAAAACAAGACCUGGCGCUGACUGUGGCUCAGAUCAUAAGCUCCUUAUUGCAAAGUUCAGGCUUAAGUUGAAGAUAAUACCAAAAACCACUCGGCCAUUCAGGGGGACUAAUGAAGUGGGUGAGACCUCUCAAGAAGCGAAAUCUGCAUUCAAGCAAACUGAAAAGGACAAACCUCAGGCUAAUGUCCCUUCAAAUGAGUCAUCUGUUCCCGGUGGGUCAGGGGUGUCUAAGGAAGUGGGUGAAACAUCUCAGGAAGGGAAAGCUGUCUUCAAGCAAAAUGAGAAAGAAGAACCUCAGUCCAGUGUCCCUUCAGCGGUGCUAUCACUUCCUGCUGGGUCAGGGGUGUCUAAGGAAGUGGGUGAAACACCUCAAGAAGAGAAAUCCGUCUUCAAGCAAAAUGAGAAAGAAGAACCUCAGUCCAGUGUCCCUGCAGCGGUGCCAUCACUUCCUGCUGGGUCAGGGCCUGAAAACUGUGACCUUCAAAAGAACCAGGAUUGCAGCAAUUAAGUAUCUGACUUUAUCCUUAACCACCUGAACUGAGAAGACUCUUGAGAAUGCUUGGAGUGCAAGGAGAUCAAACCAGUUAAUCCAAAAGGAAAUCAACUGUGAAUAUUCAUUGGAAGGACCUUUGCUGAAGUGAAGCUCCAAUACUUUGAAAAGAUGACUCAUUGGAAAAGACUGAGAUACUGGGAAGAAUUGAAGGCAAUAGAAGAAUGUGCCGGCAGAGGAUGAGAUAGUUAGAUAGCAUCAUCAACUCAGUACACAUGAAUUUGAGCAAAUAUCAGGAGAUACAGUGGAGGACAGAGGAGCCUGGUGUGCUUCAGUCCAUGGGGUCACAAGAAGCUGUAAAAUGUUUUUGUAUUUCCUUUAGGUUCUACUUACUAGUUUAUAGUAAAAUUCUCUUCCAAAGAUCUGAUUAAA